Molecule: messenger RNA, 753 nt
Organism: Saccharomyces mikatae IFO 1815
Lineage: Eukaryota; Fungi; Ascomycota; Saccharomycetes; Saccharomycetales; Saccharomycetaceae
Gene: IES3
Product: Ies3p
Exons: 1
Coding region: 1-753 (250 amino acids)
Source: RefSeq, a predicted model, not a curated record
AUGAAGUUUGAAGACUUAUUGGCAACCGACAAACAGGUACAGUUUGCCCAUGCAGCCACUCAGUACUACAAAAGUAUAAAGACCCCAGACUUCUUGGAAAAAGACCCACAUCACAAAAAAUUUCACAAUACAGAUAGCUUGAAUCAACAAGGCUCUUCGACGCCAUCUACGGCUACCGAUGCAAACUACACCUCAAACGCUUCCGGCCACACCAAUAAUUCGACAUUUAAAAGACACAUUGUUGCUGUAGAUGAUAUAUCGAAAAUGAACUAUGAAAUGAUAAAGAAUUCUCCAGGGAAUGUAAUAACAAAUUCCAACCAAGACGAGGUUGAUAUAAGUACCCUCAAGACGAGAUUAUACAAGGACAACCUUUAUACUAUGAAUGACAAUUUCUUACAAGCUGUUAAUGACCAAAUUGUAACACUAAAUGCAGCGGAACAAGAACAAGAAACAGAAGACCUCGAUCUAUCAGAUGAUGAAAAAAUUGAUAUACUGACCAAAGUCCAAGAGAAAUUACUUGAAGAGUACGAAGAACUUUCACGAAAAGAAAGAAACUGGUUUAUUCUGAAGGAACUAUUAUUGGAUGCUAACGUGGAACUGGAUUUGUUCAGCAAUCGUGGCAGGAAAACUAAUCACCCAAUAGCAUUUGGAGCAGUGGCUAUACCAACUAACGUAAAUGCAAAUUCGUUAGCAUUCAAUAGGACGAAGAGAAGAAAAAUUAAUAAAAAUGGUCCGUUAGAAAACAUUCUUUAG